Molecule: messenger RNA, 1569 nt
Organism: Acanthosepion pharaonis
Lineage: Eukaryota; Metazoa; Mollusca; Cephalopoda; Sepiida; Sepiidae
Source: the annotation of a GenBank genome assembly
AUGCUGCUGAUCCUAAGGCCAUUGCCUUUCCUUCACUUCUUUACUUACUCUCUCUCCCUCUCUAGGAAAGAUGAUGUGAAUCUAUUUUUCCUUUCUUUUCUUUGCCAUCUGCCCCGAACGGAACUCCUCCUCCUCCUCCUCCUUCUUCUUCUUCUUCUUCUUUUCUUUCUUUCUUUCUUUCUUUUCUUCUUCUUUCUUUCUUCUUCUUCUUUCUUUCUUUUCUUCUUUCUUUUCUUCUUUCUAUUCUUCUUCUUUCUUUCUUUUCUUCUUCUUCUUUCUUUGUUGUUGUUGUUGUAUCCGUUCACUUUCUGUUCUUAUUUUGCACUCUCUUCUCUUGAUUGCACAUUUAAAGAUGACUUCUGUGACUGGAAUCAAACAGUUAAACAGUGUUCUUGGAUGUUGAGCUCCUUCUGUCCUGACCUGGUUCAUGACAUUUUCGGCUGUAUGGAGAUUAUGCCAAGAAUUCUCGCCCAGCUUUCUCAAAACAGAAAUUCACGGUUCGAAAAAAGUAUCAAUCCACCUGUGUGUGAAUAUCUAUCUAUCUAUCUAUCUAUCUAUCAUUUUUGCAUAUCGCUGAAUCUAUAUAACCGAUUUAUUCCUAUCUAUCUAUCUAUCUAUCUAUCUAUCUAUCUAUCUAUCUCAGUUUGUUUAUAUCUAUCUAUCUAUCUAUCUAUCCACAUAUGUUGCAUUUAUGUCACCGACAACAGCGGUACGAAUUGCUCUAGGGUUGGUCUGACAGCCGGUCUUGGAAGCCCGGGCAUACGGGGGAUUUGCUUUGAAUAUUUUAUGUUCGGCGGUGGCGGGGGCACCCUGCUGGUCAAAGACAACUCGGGAAAGACACUGUGGUCAUAUUCCGACCCACUCGAACAUCAUUGGCGCCCAGUUCAAAAUAAACUUGACAGCUAUAAAUUUCUCUUUGUCUCUCUUUCUCUCUGUUUCUGCCUUUCUUUCUCUGUCUGCCUGUCUAUCUCCCUCCCUCCCCCUCUCUUUGUCUGUCUCUUUCUCUUCGAUGAAUUCACUCCAUGUCCCGCUGACGCAGCCGAUACCACCGCGGAUAUUGCCACCUCUAUCGAUGAAUUCACUCCAUGUCCCGCUGACGCAGCCGAUACCACCAUGGCGGAUAUUGCCACCUCCAGUUUGUCUACAAUGCAGGAUCUCUCGGAUAGUUCGCCUACAACAUCUAUUAAAACCACUGAUUGGUUGGAAACAACGGUUAGAACUACAAGUGAGACAUCAAAGACAAGUCUGGCGGAUGUAUACAAGCCGACGCAUGCGCAAACCGAAGUGAAUCAGAUGACAGAAACACAUCCAACAAUUCAGACGUCAAGAGAAACGGGCAGCUAUCCGCCAUCACCCGACCAAUUUGUUUCUGUUCUCCCGAGUCCGACACCGAAAAUGAGUGAUCAUAUGUCUACCUCUUCGCUGGCUGCAAUUAUAACAGGGGUCAUUUGUUUUAUCAUUCUGGUUGUUAUUGUCACCAUAGUUACCGUGAAGCGGUUAAAAGGAAAGACCUUGUCUUGUCACGUAAGCACUUCGUUACAUAUAAAUCCGUUGUUCACAGCCGAAUGA